UUUACUUCCGGAGCUAAGGUCGCUGAAAAACUGAGCGGGCUGUUCCGUCACCUCCCAUGAUACUUUGGCCCUUGCGAGUUUCCGUAGUAUUUCAACGCGCUGGCCUCGAUUAUCGGACGUUUUCUGUGAAGGUCGCGCAGCGAAAGAUCUUUCAGCAUGUCUCUUGCAAAGCCUCAGAUGAGAGGUCUCCUCGCAAAGCGGUUGAGGUUUCAUCUGCCCCUUGCUUUUGGCCUGGCUCUGUUCGCAGCAGCUACAUUCAAGUUCACUGUAACAGAGCCUCGGAAACAGGCUUAUGCUGACUUUUACAAGCAGUAUGAUGCCAUGAAGGAGUUUAACAGUAUGAAGGAGGCUGGGGUUUUUGAGAGUGUGAGGCCCUCUAGUAAAUAAAUUGAGGGUGGUUCUGUCUCUGCAUUUCUCUUUUAUCCUGCACCUUUACUACUGGAUGUUAAAUGUAUAAUAAACAUACAAAUAAACAAAAAUUGUCAACUCCUGUACAA
This is a messenger RNA of Ictalurus furcatus (blue catfish), 497 nucleotides long. RefSeq names its product cytochrome c oxidase subunit 6C-1. Lineage: Eukaryota; Metazoa; Chordata; Actinopteri; Siluriformes; Ictaluridae. The transcript is spliced from 4 exons. Gene Ontology annotation, biological process: mitochondrial electron transport, cytochrome c to oxygen. Bases 157 to 387 code for a protein of 76 amino acids. The record is from RefSeq and is a predicted model, not a curated record.